Molecule: messenger RNA, 6318 nt
Organism: Xyrauchen texanus (razorback sucker)
Lineage: Eukaryota; Metazoa; Chordata; Actinopteri; Cypriniformes; Catostomidae
Product: synaptotagmin-1-like
Exons: 11
Coding region: 244-1503 (419 amino acids)
Biological process (GO): regulation of calcium ion-dependent exocytosis; cellular response to calcium ion; synaptic vesicle endocytosis
Cellular component (GO): axon; synaptic vesicle membrane; dense core granule
Molecular function (GO): calcium-dependent phospholipid binding; syntaxin binding; calcium ion binding
Source: RefSeq, a predicted model, not a curated record
ACUCCCUGUCUCUUGCAUAUGAUCUGCUCUACACUUCCUCCCAGCUGAAGCAGGAGAUAACAACAAUACCCUACGUACAGUGAGCACAAAAGAAGAACCGGAAAAGAAAAGGAAGAGACUGCUGUGGAUUCUGAAGAUCAGAAGGACACUGCUGCCUGUGACUUGAGUGAGAGAGCAUCUGAAGCAAGAUUCGGCAGCAGGCUACCUUGAGUUAAAGCUUUUGCCUGGCUGCCACAUUCAACAAUGAGUCGAAGGGAGGCUUUGGUGGGGAACCCUGCGCCCAGCGUGGCACCUGAAGUACCGGGCAACAGCACAGAGGUGGCAGGGCCCGGGCCCCACGAGACCAAAGAUGAGAUGUUCUCCAAAGUCAAAGACAAGUUCAUGAAUGAACUGCACAAAAUCCCACUGCCAUCAUGGGCCAUCAUCGCCAUUGCAUUUGUUGCUGUUGUACUAGUAGUUUCCUGCUGCUUUUGCAUCUGCAAAAAGUGGAUAUUCAAGAAGAAGAACAAGAAAAAGGGCAAAGACAAGGGCAAAAAUGCCAUCAACAUGAAGGAUGUCAAUGACGGUAUCAAAACCGAGGCCUUGAAGGAUGAGGAUGAUGCGGAAACAGGGCUGACGGACACAGAGAAAGAGGCAGAGCCUAAGGAGGAAGAGAAACUUGGCAAAUUACAGUACUCCAUGGACUACAAUUUCACAGAGAAUACGCUCAUAGUGGGGAUUAUCCAAGCAGCAGAGCUGCCCGCCAUGGAUAUGGGUGGCACUUCUGACCCCUACGUUAAGGUCUACCUUCUUCCAGACAAGAAGAAGAAAUUUGAGACCAAGGUCCACCGAAAGACGUUGAACCCCGUUUUUAAUGAGCAGUUCACCUUUAAGGUUCCCUACACUGAGUUGGGAGGAAAAACUCUAGUGAUGACGGUAUAUGACUUUGACCGCUUCUCCAAACAUGAUGCCAUUGGAGACGUGAAGGUUACCAUGAAUAAGGUGGACUUUAGUCAUGUGACUGAGGAGUGGAGAGACAUUCAGAGUGCUGAGAAAGAAGAGCAAGAAAAGCUGGGUGACAUCUGUUUCUCUCUGCGGUAUGUGCCCACUGCUGGCAAACUGACCGUGAACGUUCUGGAGGCCAAGAACUUGAAGAAGAUGGAUGUUGGUGGCCUGUCAGAUCCCUAUGUGAAAAUCCACCUGAUGCAAAACGGCAAGCGGUUGAAGAAGAAGAAGACGACAAUCAAAAAGAACACCCUCAACCCUUACUACAACGAGUCUUUCAGUUUCGAAGUGCCAUUUGAACAAAUCCAGAAAGUUCAAGUUGUUAUAACUGUUCUGGACUAUGACAAGAUUGGCAAGAACGAUGCCAUCGGCAAAGUGUUUGUGGGCUUGAAUAGCACAGGCACUGAGAUCCGUCAUUGGUCAGAUAUGCUGGCCAACCCGAGGAGACCCAUCGCCCAGUGGCAUGUGCUCAAGCCAGAGGAGGAAGUGGACGCCCAGCUGGCUGCUCAGAAAAAAUAAAGCAUCCCCAUGCACCCCCCACCCCACCAGUGUAGUUCUCUUUACCCCGUGCGUGUAAAUACCUCAGUGAAAUAAGGAUUCAUGCACCCUCACUCCUACUUUUGUGUCUAGCAAAUGGUACUUUGAGCACCACACCCCACCCCACCCCUUCAAGAUGUUGUGUUGUUACGUAGGCGUACGUUGUUACGCCCUCCAUUCUUCGAUAAACUUUCCUCUGUUGUUUUUUUGUUUCAUCUCCAUCCAUGACCUUAAAAAUUCCCAACCAAAUGCCCCCAUAUUUUAAGCAAUAUGAUCUGUAUAGAUAGCGCAUGACUGGAGGAAUUUAUUGUACAACAGGUGUAUAUAUCAGUAUGCAGACAAAAAUGAUUUCUAGUUUAUGUGUUUGUAUGUUGUUACCUGUUUCCUAAUCUGUGUAUAUCUCGAUGUUUUUAAUAAGAUGUUCUAUUUUAAAUUAUGUAAAUGCAGACAUAGAAGAGCCAAUAUUAUAUAUAAUGGGAUUUAAGAAUUUUAAGAAUUUUACCUUAUUACAUUCCACUAAAAUAUAUAUACAAUAUAUCUAUAUAUAAAUAUUUAAGAGUUAAUGAAUUCCAACCGGCAUGAUGCUAGUGGAGGUAAACUCACUUCGUAAAGGACGGUUUUGUGCUUCAUGUUUACUUAAAAACAUACAGAUAUAACAUGCACAUACAAUACACACAAAACUCAAAGGCCAUUAACAAAUAUGGUUUCAUGAUAUAAAUAUAAUAUGCUGCUGGAAGUUCUAGAAGCACAUGAUUUCAUAAUAACGUUUUUUGUACUAAUUUAUCAAGCUGAGGACCUGUACACUUUGCUUGAACCACUAUAUUCGAAAUAAUUCUUACUUGACAGAAACCAAUCAGCCUUUUUGUCCCACAUGGUGAUGCUGUUAACUUUUAGGAAAGCAGGUCCCCAGUUUGCUUCUUUCUUUAAACAAUAUAUGCUUUCUUUUAUCUUCCCAAAUCCAAUUUGUCCCCUUCACAAAACUAGAAAUUGACCAUUUACGGUACAGUCACAAGCUGUAGCCAUUGCAUUCCUUGAAGCUUGAUUAACAAUAAUUUGUGAACUGCUUUCUUUCAACAGUCCUGUUGUUGGACUUGUUUUGUUGAGGAAUUACAGUUCAGCCUCCAAAAAAUCGAACCAGGAGUUUUGACUCUAGCUUUAAGACAACUAUUUUCUAGAUUAAGUCAACAUCUUAAUAUUUUUGGUAACUGCAUGAUUUUUUUUACGAUCUUUGCUAAAGGCUGGGCAAUGGGGGAAGGAGUUAUACUUACACCGGGGCGUCUGUUUCAGAAGACUCCCAAAUGCCUUCAAUUAAAAGGUAAUCAGAGGUUGAGGGAUCGUCACAAUUUAAGCGAAACUUAAAAAGUGGUCAAUCCUGUGCUAUACAAUGUUGACUGGAGAAGAGGCAAGCUUUUAAACACUGCCAAUUUUUUCAGGGAGGUACGAAAUGUACACGACCCCUCCCUACAUGCACACUCCUCUUAGAUAGUGGUUGUAGAUUUGAUUCAUUGAGGAACAAUGUAUUUUUUGCCACAACGGUGCCCUAAACAGCAGUCUUUGCUUUCUGUUGCCUUUUCUCAGUGACAAUAGAGUUAGCCAUGCAUAACUGCCAAUCCUUUUCCCCUGUGGCUACUGUUUUGCACUGUACCAUCUCUAAAAAAAGACAUUUGUGUGUCAAGAAACUGCGAUAAUGUUGACUUAGUUUCAUUUAGGACACUGGGUUGGAAAACGAGCAAGAGCUCAGCUUGCACAGUCUAUUCAAUCGAAACCACAUGAAAGCACCAAUGCUAAUGUCUCGGCCAAGCAUUAGCAUUAGCGAAUCCUUUAACAAUAACCGUAAAAGUUAAUGGUCUGCACAGGUGAUUACAUUACAUACUAAUAUCCUUUACUACGGGUCUAACAGGAGAGUGAAUUGAAGUUUAGUCCAUUAAAACCAUGCGUUCUCUUGGGGGAACCUCUUGUGUACACUAGAUGCUAGCUUCGGGAGGACUUUCUAAGUGUUUUCAAUGUUACUGUGUAGGUGGUAGCACUCUUACUUAAAAACAAAAGAAGAAAAAAAGCUAUUUGUCAUACCAUAGGAGUCUUUAGGGACUGCUUUGUAUAUCACUGUGACUGCGGUGUGUGCUUAGCGUUGUAGUUUUCAGUAGGUAGCAGCCAUCUUGUACUAACUAGUGAUGUUGUGCUCCGAUUCCCCUAUUACAUGCAAAGAGCAUGAAAGUGUGUGAGUGAGAACACAUGUUGAGCAUCGUCAGUUUCUAAUACGCGUUGACCACCGGGAUGUCAGGUGGAGCUAUUCCCGAACGAGGCGAGAAGACUCCAAGCGUACGCGGGUCAGUCCACACAGCAUUUUGUUGAGCACUGUGCAAUAAUUGUGAGUUAAUUCUCUUGUAUUGAAAUGGGUGGUAUCGCCCAAUGGGGGACAAAAAAGAAAAAAAAGAAACCCUUUACAGUGAAAUGUAUUCCAUGACCAUAGUUCAGUAAGGUCACAGCACAUGUACAUUGUGUGUGGAUUGGAGCUCAACAUUUACAAACCUGUUAGGAUUCCUCCAUUUGUUCCCAUUGAGUUUUCCUGCACACAGAACUGACCUCCCAAACAUUUGGGUAUUCAUAUAGGAAGUACCCUAAACAUGAGAUAAUUUCUCUUUAUAUAUAUAUAUAUAUAAGUAUAUAUAUACAAAUAAAACCUUUCCUCCUCCCAAAUAGGUGUAUAUAUAUUUUUAUAUUUCUCCUGAUAUAAUUUCCUCAUUAUUGAAAUCACCAUGGAUAUAAGAGAAUUGUAUCAAUCUUGUUAUGGACACUUAUCUGUUGUACUUUUACUGUAAUAUGAUUGGCUGUACCAUUUUGUUAUCGCUGUUAUGAUUCCAUUAUGACUAUUUGGUUAUUGUUCCUUUAGGGCCCUAUUGAACACCAUUUUUUAUUUAUUAUGGAAUUCAGAAUGUACAGUAUUGACUGUGUGUUUCGUUUUUACUUUUUAUUGUGGGACCAAGUUGGCACUUUCAUUUCAUUGUUGCAAUAAAUAUUGAUUCAUGUGUUCUUUUCAUAGCUUAAUAUGAUAUCUUACCCUGACGGAGAGAUCUAACGGUUGAAAAGCUCCUUUUAAACUUAUAAUCGCAACUAUAGGUACAAAUAUUUACUCAACUAAGAUAACUCCUAUGUUAGCUUAUGUACUCUCAUUUAUAACAAUAUCUACGAUAUUAUAGAUUAUUUAUAAAACAAGGACAAAAAAAGAGAGUGAUAAAAAUAUUAGAAUCUUGAUUACAAUAUGACAUAUUUCAUAUGGCAAAAGGGUUGUGAUUGUAAUUUCAUGUGUCUACAUGAUAAAUCGAGUGUAGGACUGGAUGUACAGUAAAAGACAGCAUUGCCUUUUGCACUUCUGAGAUUUUUAAAGUAGAUUGAAAAGCCAUUUCUAGCCCUGCAAAGCAAUGCUAUCUUUUUCUAAAGCCUACCAAAGCACGCAAACAGCUCUGACAACUGCACCCGAUGACUACCACUAAAAAAUCCCAAUUGCUCAGUGUGUAACAAACAAGACUCUGAUACUCUACAAUGACAAAAAGCCACACUUAACCUUUCAAGAAAAAGCUGUGUAAAGAAUUAGAAUCUGAUGCUGUAGGAAGAUCCUAGUUGCCUUUGUGUAUAUCAACUGCCUGCUUGAGUAUUUUUGUGUGUGGAAAUUUUCUCUGUAAUCUUGUAGAACUGUUCGGGGUGUGUUUUCUGCCAUACUGCUGGCCCCAGUGGCAAGCUGACAGUUAUAUUGCUGUGUAUACCUUCAUUUUGAUGAGGUGUUUAACAAUUUCAUUUCAUUUUGUGUAGUGAUUCACUCUGUGGAGUUUCUGACUGUUGUUAUAUAAAUCAUCUACACAAAUGUUCAAUAAAAAUGUUUUAUUUCCUGUUGAUACAGAACUUUCUCAAGAGCUUUUUUUUUCUUCAGUGACCAUUAUUCCACUUUUUGAAUAUUAAAUUGGACUCUAAAUAGUGAUUUGGGGACCAUUUAAACAGUGUACUUUUGCAAAACCUCACAGAACUGAGUUGUAAUCUGAUUACAAAGUAAUUAGUUACUGAAAUCAAAUUACUUUUUAGUAAUUUAAGAAAUAGUUCAUCCAAACAUGAAAAUAGUUUUUGUCAUCAACCCGUAUGGUUUUCUUUUCUCCAUUGUACACAAAAGGAGAGAUUUUGAAGAAUGUACUGUUCAUUUUUUAUAUGCAAUCACAAAUGUUAAAAAGGAAGUCAUUCAGGUUUGGGUGAGUAAAUGAUGACAGAAAUAUCAUUGUGGGAUGAACUAUAAUUUGAACCCUAUAAUUUUUUAAUUGUAAUAAUAUAUAAAUUGUUUCCUUUAUCUGGGCAGUACAAGACUUUUCAGUCUUUGCCAUCUGAACAUAAAAUAAAAAAAUAAUUAAAAAAAAAGGGCUCGAGUCGAAAAGUCGUAAGUGGUCGUAUAAAAAAAGACACCUUUGGUUUUCAUAGUCAAAACUGACUGACCAUUGAAAAUGAAUGGAAAAGACCAAAGAACAGAUCAUUUAUUUGAUCUGUCAAAUACAAUCAAUAAAUAAAAAAUGACAGGGUGAGACUCCUCAGUGCAAAACACAAAUAAAUAAAUAAAAAAUAAAAAAAAUGACAGGGUGAGACUCCUCAGUACAAAACACACACACACACACAAAAAUUAACUGGUGAGACUAUAACAUAGAGCUUUGUUUUGUACAUUUGUCAAAUAAAAAAAUAUCAGUCACACACAGUCAGAAAUGAAGGGGUGGGACGAUAUCACACUCACAAUGCAGAACACACACCCACACACGCACGUUUGCU